Messenger RNA from Populus trichocarpa (black cottonwood), 1807 nucleotides. RefSeq names its product myb family transcription factor PHL5. The coding region runs from base 214 to 1449 and encodes 411 amino acids. The transcript has 7 exons. The record is from RefSeq and is a predicted model, not a curated record. Lineage: Eukaryota; Viridiplantae; Streptophyta; Magnoliopsida; Malpighiales; Salicaceae. Gene Ontology annotation, molecular function: DNA binding; DNA-binding transcription factor activity.
UUUGAAGUCAAAUUUACAGUGGAUCAUACACUUAACUGCAUCUUUCCUUUACCAGAAUCAUCGUGUAAUUUGCGUGGCUUCUAGUCUUUAUAUAAUUCAAAACAGUACGAAAUUUGAUACACUUUGUGAUGCUCGCAAAGAAACCUCAACAUAAACUAUCUCUGCUCUUUCUUGUUAGAACAAUAUUAGGAUUGCAGUUCUGUUCAUUUGUGAAUGAACACUCGAAAUAUCGACUGCGAAGAAGGAGUUCAACAGAACCAUGGAGUAAUGAUUGGUGACUUUGUGAACCUAUCCUCACAGUAUUUCGGCAACCAACAGAUUCGGAACAUGGCACCUCGUUUGCAGCCCGCAGUCAUGGAGGCAGGAUGCCAACAGCAAAAUAUUAGCCCCGAAAGAUCAUCUAGUAGCAUAUUGAGCCGGUUUGAAUCUCCGGCUUCAUCAUUUUACGCGACAGAAAGAUGCAUGCGGUUUCCGCAGUAUGAUUGUCAAGUUGGUAGUUCUUUCUGCUCUCAAUAUUCCAAGUCCUAUGAUUCACAUCAAUCUUCCGAUCCAAACUAUUCUAUUAACUUGGGAGAGCAAGCUGAUCACAACUUUGGAUUGAACAGCACUUUGGAAUCGGUUGUAAAACCCCAUUACUCUUACUAUAAUUCUUUUGACAAGUCAGAUAAAGGUCUAAGCAGUUCUUCAGGGAACAAGCUUCCUUCACAACAACACAAUAAGUUCUUAGAUAUCCAUGGUACUGUCUCUCUAGGGAAUAACUUUUCAGUUCCUUUCCAAGGAAAUCAGGAUCGUCAAGUUGGUUGUAAUCCAUACAGCUCUCCAUUUGCAGGGCUGAGCUUUAAUUCUCUGGAAGGAAAGCAGUCUCCAAGAUUUUCUUUGGGAGGUGGUCCUACAUCUUCUGGCAAAGAUCUGUCAAGUAAAACACGGAUAAGAUGGACCCAGGAUCUUCAUGAGAAGUUUGUUGAGUGCGUAAAUCGCCUCGGAGGCGCUGAGAAGGCAACACCUAAAGCAAUACUAAACUUGAUGGAUUCAGAUGGUUUGACUAUCUUCCAUGUGAAAAGUCAUCUGCAGAAAUAUAGAAUUGCAAAAUACAUGCCAGAACCUUCAGAAGGAAAGGCUGAGAAAAGAAAUAGCAUAAAUGAUGUAUCACAGCUCGAUAUCAAAACUGGCUUUCAAAUCAGAGAGGCACUGCAACUACAAUUAGAUGUCCAGAGGCGUCUGCAUGAGCAGCUGGAGAUUCAAAGAAAUCUACAACUACGUAUUGAAGAGCAAGGCAAGCAGCUUAAGAUGAUGUUUGAUCAGCAGCAGAAAACAACUAAUAGUCUCCUGAAUAAGCAGAAUUUGGACAUUACUUCUCCGGAUGAGCCCGCAUUUAGCCUUGAAGAUAUUGAUGUUUCCAUUUUAGAAGGCUCUGAUAAUAAUACACAAUUCCCAUCCAAGAUAAGUUAGAUCUUCAAAGCACAUAGGACUGGUUUUCAUGUACAAGUAGGCACUCAUGGGUUCUGGAAAAGUGAUUUCUAGUCCCCAGCUACAACAGAAUUGCGGAUGAUCUCUGCUUCUUCAUAAAGAAAGUAAAAGCAUCUGAAUGUACCUAUAUAGGAAGAGUAUAUACAUACGAAUACGAUGUGUGUUCCCAUGCAUAAUACCCUUUAGAACUUGGAGGUUGGGAUUCUUUGCAAAACAGAAAGUCAUGUGGUUCUUGUAGGGUUCAAGUUUCCUGAGUUCUCCAUCAGCUUUAGAACGAUAGUCUUGCAUUGCUAUGUACUUCAAGUUCAUCAUAAUAAAAAUGUACCAGAGUUUUGAUGCA